Messenger RNA from Drosophila busckii, 2146 nucleotides. RefSeq lists its product as uncharacterized. The record is from RefSeq and is a predicted model, not a curated record. The coding region runs from base 450 to 1886 and encodes 478 amino acids. The transcript is spliced from 8 exons. NCBI's taxonomy places the organism in Eukaryota, Metazoa, Arthropoda, Insecta, Diptera, Drosophilidae.
ACAGCUUGUGCUCAGUUGUUGCCAGGAUAUUGACGGAGCUAGUUAGUUGCGCGUGCUAUUUUCAUUUCUAGUCUUGUUGUUUUAGUUGUUCUUGUUGUUGUUGUUGUUGCUGUUGCUGCUGCUGUCGGCUGUUGUUUGUGAUGUGGCAAAGGGUGUUGGUGCACGGAACUCAAAUCAACUGAAGUGAAGUGAAGUGCAGUGCAGUGCAGUGCAGUGUGCCGUGUGUCCUUGCUGCAGCCUUGCUCAGGGUCAGGCCUAGAGAAAUACGCGCGCAGUCUCGUAACGCAAACAAUUGUGAAUGCAGGCAACAUUCGUAGAGCAGCCAGCAAAGCAGCAGCAGCUUGUCAAAAUCCCUUUUUCGGUUAUUUUUAUUUUCGAAGCAGCCAUUAGCAUAAACUGCAGCGGCAACAACAACAGCAUGCGGCACGUACUCUAAGCAUUGAUACUAUAUGGCAAGCGAACGUGUUGCCGGCGGCGGCGUUGCCGGGCGCCAUGCGCGUGUAAGUCCAACGCCGGGACGUGGCAGCAAAAUUGCGUAUACGCCAUGUCCGCGCUCGGAGCCACCACAGGAUCUGGAUUUGCCCGUAGCAACGCAGCAGCAGCGCAAUUGCCUGGCCAUACCCAUGUCUUCGCUGCAAACAGCCAACGGACCCAGCCCCAAAGAACGAUGUAGCGCACUAUCGGGCAUACCCAGUACCCCGUCCUUUACACUGCCAUCAUCCAUGCCCUAUGAAGUGGAUCUGCCGCAGCCGCUCGUCGAUCGAUCUGUCUCGCUGAUGCGCUGGAACAGCCAAAGCGCCAACAGCACAAGUAAUAGUCUCAGCCGUUUGCAACAGCCGCAGCCACAGCAACCGCCGCCACAGCAGCAGCAGCAGCAACCGCUACAACAGCAACACGCCUACCACUAUCAGCCCCAUCAACAACAACAAGCGCUAAGCGAGACGAGCAAUUUGCUAACAGCUGCUGCAGCAGCAACGCGGCAAGUGAACUUUGGCGCUGGCACUGGCAUUGCCACCACGCGCGCCGAGCCCAUCUCGUUGGCCACCUUGGAUCGCGACUGCUUCAUCAUACCCGUGCAUAGUGUGGAUCGUUUUCUACCAGCCGGCAUACCCCUUCCCGCUUUGAAUGCUGACGGCAAGACUGCCAGUCCGUUAAGCGUUCUGGAAGUGUCUGAUCCUAAAUUAUGCAUACUAGUGCAUCUGAUGAGUCCACUGGAGGCCAUAGAUCCCGUAAUGGAGUCACCAUUGUCACAUCCAUUGCUCAAGCAGCGCGCCAUUGCCGCCGAGCUGCUCACGGAGGUGCAACAGGCCAACACAGCUGUGGGUGGCAUGAUAUUAGCCAACAUGGAAAAGAGCUCGGAAUUUCCAUUUAUAUCGUAUUAUUUAAUAAACACACUGCAAACGGAUCCUUCGAAUUUCUAUUCAAAUUUGCGACUUUCUUCGCUGUCAAAAUUCGAACCCAAAACGCUCAAAUACACUGCCGCCCACACACUGGACUUGUAUAGCGAAGUGGCGGCCAUUAUACGGCCACCCUUGGUGCUGCCUUCUAGUGAGGCGGGCAGCUUUAAGAAAACCCAAACAGCGGGCACUGGCUACAUAAUCAGCGUGUUCAAGGUAUUCGAGGGCGACGAUGGCGAACGCUUUGAGAAGAACUGGCUCUACUGGACGGGAGCGCGCAUGUUGUACAGAUAUUUGCCACGUGCGGCAGGACUAAGGCGCAUAGCUUUGCAUAAGAGCACGUCCCAGAAGGGCGACAAGAUGUAUUUGCUGGUGUGCGAGUGUGCGGAGCUGCUGAAGGAUAUUUCAUUGGCCGCCUUCUUGAUACCAGCACUGCGCGCUAGGCUCUGUGGCUAUACGGGACUCUAUAGACCAAUACAGACUUUCUAAAAGUCAAGCCAAGCUGCAAGUCUAGCUACAUUUUUUUCUAAUUAAACUAAAUGCUAUAGGGAAGCAGCUGUUAAGUGAUUAAAUUUAUGCAUAAACUGUUAUAUUUAUAAACACACAUACACAUGCCUAGAUCUUAGCCUAUAUCAAAUAGCAAGUAGACAAUAUACUCAAGGUAACUCAUAUCGUAUGUUUAAAUAUUUUCUAGCGGAACAUAAUGAAUUAAUAGGACCAUAUCUAGUAUAAAAACAAAAUGUUCAAGC